AUGAAGUUCCGUAGGACAACAAUCAGCAUUUGUUCCGGUUCGAUUCGAGGACUGGUUUUCGCCCGUGAUUUCCUCAAAUGGGCAAAGUCGAGGACUGGUUUCAAGUCCACCGAUGAGGUUUACUCUUAUUUUGUUGAUUUACCCAUGAAGUUUCGAUGGCCAUGGAAUAGCCGGGUUAAAAUGUCUGGAGGCCCCCUAGUAAACAGGCUUGUUCGGGUUGGUAGACCUACACAAACUGUGGCAUUGUUUGAGAUUAUGGAGAAAGAUCAUGGGUUUUUGAGAAAUAUGGAUUCUUUGAAGCAAGGACUGUUGUAA
Messenger RNA from Fraxinus pennsylvanica, 315 nucleotides. The record is from the annotation of a GenBank genome assembly. NCBI's taxonomy places the organism in Eukaryota, Viridiplantae, Streptophyta, Magnoliopsida, Lamiales, Oleaceae.